This is a messenger RNA of Andrographis paniculata, 3068 nucleotides long. RefSeq names its product BTB/POZ domain-containing protein At2g30600. Lineage: Eukaryota; Viridiplantae; Streptophyta; Magnoliopsida; Lamiales; Acanthaceae. Gene Ontology annotation, molecular function: protein binding. The record is from RefSeq and is a predicted model, not a curated record. The transcript is spliced from 14 exons. Bases 407 to 2845 code for a protein of 812 amino acids.
CGAUUCAGGCAUUUUUAAAAAAUAUUUAUUUAUUUAUUUUUCCUCAAUCGCUCUCCAUGUGAUUGCAUGGAAGCUAUGUAACCGUUGAUUGGAUUCCUUUUUUUCUCUCUGUGUUCGGCGCACCUACUGUUCGACGAAAUGUUUCUUCCGCUUUCCGCUCUGCAGAGUUCAAUUGUUACUUGUAUUCGGAGCAGUUUUUGCUUCUUCUUGUUUUUUUGGUGCAUUUGGCGGAAGGAGUGAAAUGAGAAGAUGAAGUACAAGAACGAAUGAUCGAGUCCUUCAUUUCGACCGGCAUAGAGGUGCUGCGAUAAACGUUUGAUUAAUGGUUGUGAAGAGAGAGUCUCGGGCUGUAGCUCCAAGAUGCGUCUUCGUGGGUGACCGGCAACUACAACAUACUUAGAUUUCCAUGGCAAUUACUGAAACACAUUGCUCAAACAUAAUGGAGAAAAAGAAAAAGAAUUUUCUUACUGUAGCUCCCUUUGAAUGUGCUUGGCAUGAUGAAUUGAGAUUUAAGGAAGCUGGUAGAGGCUGUGUGGCCUUUGAUGCCUUUGCCCACAAUGAUGUUACAAUUGUCUUCAGGGAAACAGCAGGCAGUCAACAUUAUCAUUAUAAAAAGGAUAACAGUCCACAUUACACAGUGAUUAUUGGUAGCCAUAGAAACAAGAGAUUGAAUAUCGAGGUUAGUGGAAAAACUGUUGUGGAUGUUGCUGGGGUUGAUCUACAUUGUUCUUCAACAUUUCAAAGUUAUUGGAUCAGCAUAUACGAUGGGUUGAUAAGUAUUGGCAAAGGGAGGUAUCCUUUCCAGAAUCUUGUCUUUCAGUGGCUGGAUUCAAACCCCAAUUGCAGUGUUCAGUAUAUUGGGCUUAGCAGUUGGGACAGACACGUAGGAUAUCGAAAUGUUAAUGUGAUGCCCCUCACACAAAACCACAUCUCUCUCUGGAAGCAUGUUGAAUGCAGUGAAUUUGGCAGUAUGGAAGAUUCUGAUGAUGAAGGAUUGGAAGAAGAUAGUGGGGAUUAUGAGAACUGGGGACUUGAGAAUUUUCUAGAGAAUUGGGAACUAUCUGAUGUGUUUUUCAUUGUUGGAAGGGAGGAAAGGGCUGUGCCAGCACAUAAAGUUGUAUUGGCUGCUGCAGGAAACUUUAAUUUGAGCGAAGAUUGCAUACACCUUCAAGAUGUUUGCUACCCUAUAUUCCAUGCACUUCUUGAAUAUAUCUAUACAGGGAAAACCAAGGUUCCUGAAUCACAUCUCUCUUCUUUGAAAGCUCUGAGCUUAAGAUUUGAAGUAUGUACUAUUGCAAAACAGUGUGAUGAAAUGAUGGAGCGCUUUAAACUGAAUAAGAAACUCUUCGAAUCCGGGAAUGCAGUAGAGAUAUCAUUUCCAAGUUACCGUCUCAAUUGUCAUACUCUGUUUCCAAGCAAGUUACCUAUCGAUGUCAAACGACUUAAUGACUUACGCAACAGCGGAAAGUACAGUGAUGUAGAGCUUUAUGUUGAAGGCUGUGGUCUACUUUCACAAUCACAUAGAAUCAUCCUUGGCUUAUGGAGUGUUGCUUUUACAAAGAUGUUCACGAAUGGAAUGACAGAGAGUAUGUCCACAAAAAUCUGCUUGAGGGAUGUAUGCUAUGAUACAUUCAAGAUCAUGCUGGAUUUCAUGUAUACUGGAGAAGUUAAUGAAGAUGUUGCCGACAAUGAUAUCUUUUUACUUCAGCUUCUUCUAUUGGCAGAUCAGUUUGGUGUUUCUCUUCUCCAUCAAGAAUGUUGUAAAAGGCUCCUAGAGCACCUUUCCGAGGACUCUGUUUGCGAAACUUUGCAAGUGAUUUCAUCCAUUCCUGCAUGUAAAUUGAUCGAAGAAAGAUGCGAGAGAAAAUUCUCUAUGCAUUUUGAUUAUUGUACAUCUGCCAGCAUCGACUUUGUCUUGUUGGACGAAGCUACAUUUAGGAAUAUUCUUCAGCAUCCUGAGUUGACAGUAACUUCCGAAGAGCGAGUCCUCGUUGCUAUCUUACUUUGGUGUUGCAAAGCAGAGGAAUUGUUUGGAUGGGAUAGAAUAGAUGAAAUGUUACUAAAUACAACAGCUGAGGUACUUUUCGGUGACAGGCUCUACUCACUUGAGGAAUUUUUAAAUCUUGUACGGUUUCCAUUGCUUCCGCAUCCAGUACUUCAAAAGUUAGAGAGAAGUAAUCUUAGCCUGCACCUGCCAUCUUUCAAUCAUCUGGUGAAAGACGCCAUCAAUUAUCAGGCAUUUGGACUCUCCGGACCUGAGAAAGACUUGAGUAAAUUUCGGCACCGAAGAUCGAGUUUCAAGGAACUCCAGUACAUAUGUGAUGGAGAUAGCAACGGUGUGCUGUACUUUGUUGGCACAUCCUAUGGAGAGCAUCAGUGGGUGAAUCCCGUAUUAUGCAAGAAAGUAACCAUUACAGCAAGCAGCCCACUUUCCAGAUUCACCGAUCCUAAGGUUUUAGUCUCUCGCUGUUAUCAGGGCAUGUCCUUCGCUGGUCCAAGGCUAGAAGAUGGAAGAAACACCGCAUGGUGGAUGGUUGACAUCGGCCAAGGCCAUCAGUUAAUGUGCAACUAUUACACGCUGAGGCAGGACGGGUCGAGGUCUUUCAUCCGGGACUGGAGCUUACAGGGCUCGAUGGAUGGCCACAACUGGACCAACCUUAGAGUGCACGAGAGAGACGAGACCAUCUGCAAGCCGGGGCAAUUUGCAUCAUGGCCAAUCAUCGGCCCCAAUGCCUUGUUGCCCUUCAGGUACUUCCGGGUCGUGCUGAAUGCACCUACAACAGAUUCCACCAAUCCGUGGUGCUUCAGCACGUGCUUCCUCGAACUCUACGGCUACUUCCGGUAGCCUGCCGGUCGCCGGAAUCCUACUCCGGUGACCCCUUGGGUUUGAGUAUAGUUUUGAAAUAAGGAGCAAUCCAAUACAGUUUGUGUUAUGGGAAAAUAAUGAGCAGUGAUGGGUAAGAGUAGGAAAUUGGUUUUGAAUUGGGAUAAAAACACUACUUAGUGGCAAUCCUACAUCACCUAUGAUUAUUAUUAUUAUUUUGAGUAAAAAUUAAUUUUAGUUCCAA